CGCCUCGCCCGGAGCGGAAGAGGAGGCGGACGACGUGUUUCUCGUUCGGGCCCGGGGGCUCCCCUGGUCCUGCACGGCGGAAGACAUGCUCGACUUCUUCUCCGACUGCAACAUCCGCAACGGGGAGAACGGAAUCCACUUCCUCGUCAACCAAGACGGGAGGCGCAGGGGCGACGCGCUGGUGGAGAUGGAGUCGGAAGAGGACGUGCGGCGGGCCCUGGGGAAGCACCGCCAGUACAUGGGUCGGCGGUACGUGGAAGUGUACGAGAUAAAUAAUGAAGAUGUGAACGCCUUAAUGAAGAGCCUGCAGGCCAAGUCGUCCCCCGCGGUCAACGACGGGGUGGUCCGCCUGAGAGGCCUCCCGUACGGCUGCAGCGAGAAAGACGUCGUCGACUUCUUUGCGGGCCUGAAUAUCACCGACAUCACGUUUGUCAUGGACCACCGAGGAAGGAGGAAGACGGGGGAGGCGUACGUGCAGUUUGAGGAACCGGAAAUGGCCGAUCAAGCCCUGCUGAAACAUAAGGAAGAAAUUGGCAGUCGGUACAUCGAGAUUUUUCCCAGUCGGAGGAGCGAGGUCCGAACCCACCUGGGAUCUCACAAGGAGAGGAGAGCGGCCGCCUCUCCCAAAUACGCGGCCAAGCUGGGGUCGGGCUUGGAAGAGCCUGAGGUGAGCGAGGCUCCGCGGCCCGUCACGACGUCGGAAGGGGAGAAGGAGAUGGGACUGCCCAAGGAGAUGUCGGAGAAACCCCUGGAGCCCGUGGAAUUUGGGACCGCGCCCUCGUUCCACUUCGUCCGUAUGAGAGGCCUGCCUUUUCAAGCCAACGCUCAAGACAUUGUCAACUUUUUCUCGCCCCUGAAACCCGUGAGGAUCACGAUGGAAUACAGCUCCAGCGGGAAGGCCACCGGGGAGGCCGACGUGCACUUCGAGAGCCACGAGGACGCCGUCGCCGCCAUGGCCAAGGACCGGUCCCACGUCCAGCAUAGGUAUAAUCGAAACUGUUCCUGAAUUCGUGUCCGAAAGGAAAAUGAAGCUUCCGCGGACACCGGGCCCAUCCACAGCGGUGACGUCGAGGAUGAAGCAAAAAGCAUAUCAUCUGCACAUCUUUCCUGGAGAGGAAGUCCGGCGUUCCUGUUGACUGGCGGCGACGACUAGGGGCUAGGGUUUGGGCUUGGGGCUUUUGAGGGUUGGGUUUUUUUGUUUGUUGGGGGUUUUGUUUUGUUUUGUUUUUAAAGUUGCCUAGAAGAGAAAUCCCAAAUCUGGCUGCGUUCAGAAGUUUGAGUUUGGGGUGGAAAUAAACCGCGUAUGUCAACGUUU
This is a messenger RNA of Ornithorhynchus anatinus (platypus), 1315 nucleotides long. It is a transcript of the gene GRSF1, whose product is annotated as G-rich RNA sequence binding factor 1. The transcript is spliced from 9 exons. NCBI's taxonomy places the organism in Eukaryota, Metazoa, Chordata, Mammalia, Monotremata, Ornithorhynchidae. The coding region runs from base 86 to 1006 and encodes 306 amino acids. The record is from RefSeq and is a predicted model, not a curated record. Gene Ontology annotation, biological process: regulation of RNA splicing. Gene Ontology annotation, cellular component: ribonucleoprotein complex; nucleoplasm. Gene Ontology annotation, molecular function: RNA binding.